AUGACGCAUUCAACUCUUUGGCAUAAAUCAGUCAGGUUCUUUAAGAUGAUCAAACGCGGGGCAACUCUAGGACUUUUGCGUCAGUAUUCCAGGUAUGCAAAAAACGACCAAAUCUUCUUGCAUGAUGUUGCAGGAAGGUAUGCGGCAACACUUUCCAAAAACGCCACGGAUGUGCCCAUUGGAUUCUCGCCUUCGCUUGAAGUGAGCCCCUCAAACUUUGAAGGAAAUCCUAAGUUUUUAGAUUUGCUUCACGAUAGAAUCAAAACUGGUAUCCAGAAUGAUUUUACUUUCAUUAUGGAGGCUGGCACAAAUGCUCUGACCUACAUGCCCAUCUACGAUUUCAGAGAAAUUCCCAAGUACGCUCGCACGCCGAACGUAGAUGAUGUCUUUGGAUACGUUUUGGUAGAUGGAUCUGGAAAGAUUGUCCCCGACAGUUAUGAAAAGAACGACUUGUACCGGAUUUGUAAUGGAACUGGUCUCAUCAAGUUGAGUGAGUAUUUGCUCGAAGAGAUGAAAAAGGCAACUUCGGCGUAG
Metschnikowia bicuspidata var. bicuspidata NRRL YB-4993 is the source of this 534-nucleotide messenger RNA. RefSeq lists its product as uncharacterized. The coding region runs from base 1 to 534 and encodes 177 amino acids. The record is from RefSeq and is a predicted model, not a curated record. Lineage: Eukaryota; Fungi; Ascomycota; Pichiomycetes; Serinales; Metschnikowiaceae. The transcript has a single exon.